This is a messenger RNA of Syngnathus typhle (broad-nosed pipefish), 3080 nucleotides long. It is a transcript of the gene galnt9, whose product is annotated as polypeptide N-acetylgalactosaminyltransferase 9. The coding region runs from base 669 to 2483 and encodes 604 amino acids. The record is from RefSeq and is a predicted model, not a curated record. Gene Ontology annotation, cellular component: Golgi apparatus. Lineage: Eukaryota; Metazoa; Chordata; Actinopteri; Syngnathiformes; Syngnathidae. The transcript is spliced from 11 exons.
UGGACGUCAGGACGCAGCAAAUCGAGCUGUGAAGCUGCGUGGAGGAGAGAGAGACAGCAUGCCACACUGGCUGACUGUAUCUCUCCCACCGACACGAAACAUCGUUGCUUUAUUAGGACGAAGCGGCUCUGGAUUCCGCCUCCGGUCGGAGGACCACAACAAAGGACUGCACAAAGAAAAGGAAGAUCCGCUUAUGUAUAUUGUAUAUUUUAUUUUGAAGCAUGUGUGCACAUAGCGGUGUUAAGCUGCUCGGCUUCAUAUUUUCACAAAUGGACAGAUCUAGUAAAAGCAAGAGGAUGUUAUUGUGUUUCUCUCGGAAGAUGGACGAGACAUAUUGGGGCUAACCGAAUAGUGACGUUCCAGGUUACGGAGGGAGAUGCUUCGGAACUGCCUUUGGCUGUUUGAGAUGAUAAACGCGUCCCAUGGAAUCCAAUCUCUGCUGUAAAACGCAAACCGCCCGCAACCAGAAGCAUCGCCGAGCACCGCACCUUCAAGUCCUCGUUGGUCCUUUCGCGAGGUCCCGAGUGACGCUGUCCGUGGUCCUGAACGGAGCACGCCGCUGACCCCCACCUGCACACCCGAGCGAUAUUUAAUGAAAAAGACCUCGGUAGCUGGCCAAAGACACACAUGAACACUUGGGACUCGGCGGCCACACGCAAGUCACUUUCAUGGCUGUGGCACGCAAAAUCAAAACUUUACUGACCGUCAACAUCCUUGUGUUUGUGGGAAUCAUCCUGUUCUCGGUUUACUGCAGGAUCCAGGACCGAUCCGAGGAGUUCGUCCAAAUUGGACGGGCUUCUGAUCAGAGGUUGCGCGCCAGACAUGGUAAAGUUACCAACUUGGUGGACAGGCAAUCUAUUCUCCAGCGGCUGGAGAGGCUGGAGGAUGUCGUCUACAAUCAACUAAACGGUUUAGCAAAACCCAUAGGGUUGGUGGAGGGUCCCGGAGGACUCGGUCAGGGGGGAGCUGCCGCUUCACUUGGGGAAGACAGCCGUGAUGUGGAGGGGAAGUAUGAAGAGUAUGGCUACAAUGCUCAGCUCAGUGACAGGAUCUCCCUGGACAGGACGAUCCCAGACUACAGGCCUAAAAAGUGCAAGCAGCUGACUUAUCCAGAGGACCUUCCUCAGAUCUCUGUGGUGUUUAUCUUUGUGAACGAGGCUCUGUCAGUCAUACUACGUUCCGUUCACAGUGUGGUCAACCACACGCCAGCUCACCUACUCAAGGAAAUCAUCUUAGUGGAUGACAACAGCGACAGCGUGGAGCUGAAAUUCAACUUGGAUCAGUAUGUGAACAAACGUUACCCUGGCCUGGUCAAGAUAGUGAGGAACAACAAACGGGAGGGUCUGAUCCGAGCCAGAAUACACGGCUGGAACGCAGCCACGGCUCCUGUUGUUGGCUUCUUUGAUGCCCACGUCGAGUUCAACAUUGGCUGGGCUGAACCUAUUUUAACCCGAAUGAAAGAGGAUCACACUCGGAUCAUUCUGCCCGCUAUAGACAACAUUAAAUACAACACCUUUGAGGUGCAGCAGUAUGCCAAUGCCGCUCACGGCUACAACUGGGGGUUGUGGUGUAUGUACAUCAUCCCUCCACAGGAGUGGCUGGACAAGGGCGAUGAGACGGCCCCUAUCAGAACCCCAGCAAUGAUUGGCUGCUCCUUUGUGGUAAAUCGUGAAUACUUUGGAGAGAUCGGACUGCUAGAUCCUGGCAUGGAGGUCUAUGGAGGAGAAAAUAUCGAGCUUGGCAUGAGGGUGUGGCAAUGCGGUGGCAGUAUGGAAGUCCUGCCGUGUGCAAGAGUGGCCCACAUCGAGCGCAGCAAAAAGCCCUAUAACAACGACAUUGAUUACUAUGCCAAACGCAAUGCGCUGCGAGCAGCUGAGGUGUGGAUGGACGAAUACAAAUCUCACGUCUACAUGGCUUGGAACAUCCCCAUGAAUAACCCAGGGGUUGAUUUUGGAGACGUCUCUGAGCGUUUGGCCUUGAGGAAAAGGCUGCAAUGUCGAAGUUUUCGCUGGUACCUUGAACACGUCUACCCUGAGAUGCGGAUCUACAACAACACCAUCACAUAUGGCGAGGUAAGGAACAGCAAAGCAAGUGGCUACUGUCUGGACCAAGGCUCUGAGGACGAUGACAAAGCAAUCCUCUAUCCUUGCCAUGGCAUGUCCUCACAGCUUGCUCGCUACUCAACUGAUGGCGUUCUACAGCUCGGACCCCUGGGGUCGACCACCUUCUUGCCUGACACAAAAUGUCUUGUUGAUGACGGCAGAGGACGCAUUGCAAGUUUGAAAAAAUGUGAGGCCGUUGCCAGGAUUUCCCAGCGGCUUUGGGAUUUCACACAGAACGGUCCAAUCAUCAGCAGGGACACAGGUCGUUGCUUAGAAGUGGAAAUGUCUAAAGAUGCCAACUUUGGCCUUCGUCUAGUGGUGCAGAGAUGCUCAGGUCAGAAGUGGAUCAUACGAAACUGGAUUAAGCAUCCCAGACACUGAAGCCAUGAGGAAAACCUCUGAGACUUUUUGGGGGUUAUUUUUCAAGAUCACAGUCAGGAAUCGGAAGAUGUGACACCACUACGCUGUUGGGCUUCCCUCAAGCCACAGAGCUUUCCAUCUCCUAGACUUCUCUGACUACACUUAUAAGAAAGUUCUCAUUUCUGACCUGUAUAAAGAGGUGUACAGUGACACACGGGUGCGACCCGAAAUUAUUUUAUUCCUAUUGUAAAAAGCUAUCCGUUUCAUCGUGUGUGUUGUUUUGAUGAGAGCAUCUGAGCCAUUCAAAUAUUAUCAGAGUUGUAAAUUGUAAUUUAUCACAUUAAAUGAUUAUUUGGAGUUUCUGAAAAUGAUAUCAACCAGAUUGCGCCAGCCUGUUUACUAUAUAGUAAUAGGCUUUAAAGGAGAUUGUUAUUUUCUCAAUAGAGGACAGUAUUUUCAUCUGCAGUGGCACAAACUACAACAAUACCUUGUUUUGUUUUAAUAGUAUUGCUCACUGUGGGGAAGUGCAAUUGUGCCUUUUUUAAUCAUUUUUUGCUUCAACUGACCAGGGAAUGUGAGUACCUAAAGCAUGUAAACACUAUUUGGAAGUUAAUAAUG